This is a messenger RNA of Cornus florida, 2478 nucleotides long. RefSeq names its product B3 domain-containing protein Os01g0234100-like. The record is from RefSeq and is a predicted model, not a curated record. Gene Ontology annotation, molecular function: DNA binding. NCBI's taxonomy places the organism in Eukaryota, Viridiplantae, Streptophyta, Magnoliopsida, Cornales, Cornaceae. The transcript is spliced from 7 exons. The coding region runs from base 934 to 2295 and encodes 453 amino acids.
AAAUGGGAUUUUGGGGUGGUUUGUCUAUUGAGCUUGCACGCCAAUAUUCCUCUUUUUUUUUUUUUUGGAUAAACAAUCAAUACAAAUCAAUGUGACGAUGGGUUCCUAGACUCCUAGUGAUUUGUUCAUGUGCAGUGGGAGGAAUUUGAACACACUGCAAAGGGAAACGAGAUAUUCUUUCCUCUGUUGUCAAGAAUCUGUGAACAAAGAGGAAGCCAAACAAGGCCAUUUCUUCGGAUAAAAAAAAAAAAAAAAACUUAAAUACAUCUAUAGAACCAAUAAUAUUGAAUUACGGAUUAAUUAAACACUGAUGCAUUAGGAGGCUGAAUUGUGUCAUGCCCAUGUUUGUUUCACUAUGGGAAGUUGCACCAUCAAUUCUUUCCCAAAAAAAAAAAAAAAAAAAAAAAAAAAUUGCACCUUCAAUCGAAUGGAAUCUAAUAAAGAAGCUAGGGGCAACAGCCAUUGCAACUCUCCCAAUGUUGACUAGCAGUGGCCACUUUAAACCAGAAAUCUUCAAUCAUACAAGCCAUGUAUAACUAUGUGCCUUCUUUGCUGAUAAGAUGGUGUAUCAAUUGGUGCAACCCUUGACAUGUGUUUUGGCGGUUGUGAAUAAUUCUAGUUGUUGGGUGAUAUUAAAUUGGCCUAAAGACAAGGGUUAAAAGAAUUCAAACCAGUCCAACCCUAGAUCAUUAUUAUAUAAUCAGCACUUUUUUCAUUUUGAAAUUAAAACUAAUUCGACUAUAAAUCAAUUCAACAAUUACAGGUGGCCUCUACUGACAUUUUUACAAAAAGUAGUGCAACCAUUUAUGAACCCUUUCAACUGUCGAAGGACCAUUUUUGUCCUCCUCUUUUUGUCGUCCUCUCUUUUUCUGCGCUCUUCCUUCAAAAUUCUGUAAGCAAACUUUUGUGUGUGUGUGUGUGUGUGUGUGAAAGAUGAAGAUAGAGAGUGUGAAGCUAAGUGAAGGUCUGAGUCAUGGUGAUGAUCGUCAUGUCCACAAUGUGGUCAAGAAGAAGGUCGUGGAGAAGGAAGAGCAAGGUUAUGCUUGCAAAUGGCCAACAUCAGAGCAGAGUCUCAAAUCUAUGGAACACAAUUUGAAUCUGACCCAGUUGUCUAACAACCCAUCAACCCUCUCUCCCUCCAUUUCUUCCAUGGGUAAACGAAAGAAGCCCAAUGAAAUCAAAGACAAGAUGUCUCCAAUGAAGACCAGGAAACAUUGUCGUUUGAUAUCAAAGCAUGCAGGACCCGAUCAUGCAAGAAAGUUCUGUAAGCGAAAAAAGGCUACAAGUAAUGCAUUAAAUAGUCCUGGUGAAGUUAAGUCAUCCACUAUUCUUCGAGCAGAGGAGGUUCAAUCCAGUCUAGGCACUAAAUUUCCUAGCUUUGUGAAACUAAUGGUCAAAUCACAUGUUUCCCGUGGUUAUUGGAUGCGCAUUCCUAAGCCAUUCUGCAAGUCGCACCUACCAAAAGACGAUGUUAUCAUCAUUUUGGAAAAUGAAAGUGGGGAACAAUUUGAGUUAAAAUUCAUUGCAGAUGACCAAGGUCUUAGUGCAGGGUGGAGGAAGUUUUCUAUUCUACACAAAUUGCUUGAGGGGGAUGUUUUGGUCUUCCAAUUAACAGAAGUUAACAAAUUCAAGGUGUACAUAAUAAGGGCAAAUGAUUUUACUGAGGUAGAUGGUGUUCAUUUGGAUGCUCAUACGAAAAAAAAUGUUGCAGUUCUUGCAGGUUCCAAAUUCUCCGGUUCUUCUGAUGGAUUUGAAGUCAUCAAAAGCAUUGAAGACUUCAAAAUUACUGUAAAUAGGUUAUUUAUCAAUUCUGAGCUCCCGGAACCCAUAUGGACCAAGUACUAUGAGCUCUGCUGCAGUAAGAAUUCAUUUCUUCAUGCUCAUCUUGUCCAGGGCCUCAAUUGUAAUUUGGUUACUGGUAUUAUCUUUGAAACUGUCAACAUUGCUGACGCCCUAAGAGGUUGCAAGCUUACCACCUCAAGGGACGAAUUUGUGAAUUGGGAGAAGACCUUGAACUCUUUUGAAGUUGUGGGCAUGAAUGUUGGUUUUUUACGCGCUCGGCUGCACAGGCUUCAGACCCUUGCCUUUGAAUCAGAAAAUGCCUUGAAGGCAGAGAGGUAUAUAGAGGCUAAAACUCAACAUGUUAGAGCAGAAAAUUGGAUAAGAGAUCUGGAAGCAAAGCUUGUGCAAUUGAAGAAGGCGCCUGAAAAGAUUAAUGCUGAUACUGAGACUCUGGAGUCAAAAGCUGAGAGCUAUAGACUCAAGUUUCAGAAAGAAGUUGGUACUCCAUGGUAAUUUUUGUAUUUUCUUAAAUAUGGUCACAUGUAAAUAUGUUUCUGAUAGUUUACUUUCGUAGUUGUGGCCAUAACUUCUACUCACAUUGUUGCAUUAGGUUAUCAACUUACUGUAAAUCUUCGGAUCGCACAUUAUAACAAUACUGCAAGGAUGAUGGUAGUGGCAUAAAUUUUUGUUAAAAUC